AGAUCGGAUAGAGAAUAAAUACCGUGAGAGAAAGAAGGGGAGUCAGAGGAAGCGGGGAGAAAGAGGGGAGGAAACUGGGGCACAAGCAUAUUAGUGACACACAUUAAGAUCGGCAGGCAGGACCCAGGGAGCGCUGAGGAGACUCCGGAGGAGGGAGGAGAAGUGACAAGACUGGAAAAGUGCUGAUGGCACCAGUGUGAUGGCGCACCGUGCCAGGACCUGAGAGCGACUUCCCCCCCUUUUGUUUCCUCCUCCUCGCUCUGUGCCCCGUCUCCUUAUCCGUUCUCUGACCCUGUCCCCUCCUCCCUCACCCUCCUCUCCCCCAUCUCUCCCUCUCUCUUACCGCUCUCUCUCUCUCUCACACACACACACACACACACACAGUCAGACCGGGGAGAGCGCAGCGCCUGGGUCGCAUCUCCGUCUCUCACUGGCUCCUCUUUCCAUCCCUGUGCACUCUCUGUCUCUCUCCACCUCCUCUGAUUGUCAUUCUGCAGCUGAAACUCAGUUAGAGGGGGGAAAAAGCUCCGCAUCAGAGGGAAAGAGAGGUAGAGAGAGAGAGAGGAAGAAGAAGGAAAAGCAGUUGGGGGAAUAAAUUGGGGAUCUCUCAAUGAGCUGAGGAGUCUUUGUUCUUGGAGGCUUUUGAUGAUUGACCUCUUCUGUUCUGCUGCCUCUCUUCUACGAGGAAAUACUUAAAAUGGAAGACUUGGUGUGAGCACAGAAAAAGAAGGAGCUCUUGCAGUUUUUUUUUUUUUUUUUUGCUGCACGGAACAAAGUGCACAUGGAGACGCAGCACUUGGAAGUGAGCGACUGAAGACUUAAUCCAUUUACAAGGAGAGAGAAAAAAGCACUUCAGAAGAAACGGGAGAACCUCAACACAGACCCCGAGCAGAAGAGGACGAGAAUCAAGAGAAGAAAACAAUAAGGCAGUUUGAGACUUUCCUGUUUCCACUUCUUCUGUGCCAUCUGUAGUUUUUCUUCUCCUCUGCUCCACAAACUAAAGCUCAGCCAUGCAGGUGUCCAUCGCCUGUACGGACCACAACCUGAAGAGAGGGAAUGGAGACCACAGCAAGCAGAGCGCCACCAGCCCCAACGUGGUCAACCAAGCCCGGGCCAAGUUCCGCACCGUGGCCAUCAUUGCGCGCAGCUUCGGCUCCUUCACCCCGCGACACAUCUCACUGAAGGAGUCCACGGGGAAACACACGGGCAUGAAGUACAGGAACCUUGGAAAGUCAGGACUCAGAGUAUCUUGCUUAGGAUUGGGUACGUGGGUGACAUUUGGGGGACAGAUAACAGACGAGGUUGCAGAGCAGCUAAUGACUAUUGCCUAUGAGAGUGGAGUCAACUUGUUCGACACAGCUGAGGUCUACGCAGGCGGCAGGGCCGAAAUCAUUCUAGGAAACAUUAUCAAGAAGAAAUGCUGGAGGCGAUCAAGCUUGGUCAUUACAACUAAACUCUAUUGGGGAGGAAAAGCAGAGACGGAAAGAGGACUGUCAAGGAAACACAUUAUUGAAGGUCUGAAAGGCUCGCUACAAAGGAUGCAGUUGGAGUAUGUAGAUGUAGUUUUUGCCAACCGCCCAGACAGCAAUACUCCAAUGGAGGAGAUUGUUCGAGCCAUGACCUACGUGAUAAACCAAGGCAUGGCGAUGUACUGGGGGACGUCUCGAUGGACGGCCAUGGAGAUCAUGGAGGCGUAUUCUGUGGCAAGACAGUUUAAUCUAAUCCCUCCAGUGUGUGAGCAGGCAGAGUAUCAUCUCUUCCAGAGGGAGAAAGUAGAGGUGCAACUGCCUGAACUUUACCAUAAGAUAGGAGUUGGGGCGAUGACGUGGUCACCGCUGGCAUGCGGCAUCAUCACAGGAAAAUAUGAAAAUGGCAUUCCUGAAUCUUCCAGGGCCUCCAUGAAGUCCUAUCAGUGGCUGAAGGAGAAAAUAGUAAGUGAGGAUGGAAGGAAGCAACAAGCUAAGCUGAAAGAGCUCAACCACAUUGCGGAGAAGCUGGGCUGCACCCUGCCUCAACUGGCUGUCGCAUGGUGUCUAAGAAAUGAAGGUGUGAGCUCAGUCCUUCUGGGAACAUCCAACCCUGAACAGCUUACUGAGAAUCUCGGGGCCAUACAGGUCCUUCCUAAGAUGACCUCUCAUGUGGUGUCAGAGAUCGACCACAUCUUGGGCAACAGGCCGUACAGUAAGAAGGACUACCGCUCUUAGACCAGGCUGGUGAGAUACCCAAGCGGUCAGCUGUACCUACCUACUUAACCAUACUGCUACCUGGGACCCUCCGUUCAGUGUUCAUGUCCAUGGUUCUCUCCUUGGGCUCCACUUCAGCUCCAGCCCACUUCAGCCUGGAACAGACAGCCUUGCUAAGUCCAGCGUUGCAUACUGUAACUAUGUCUGUUUGAGACUCGUCCUGCUAAGAUCAGCUCUACCAGGUUCAUCUCAGGUGCAGUCCAGCUCAGCCAAGAAAUGCUUAAACUCAGCUUUUUGCAGCCUCAAGUGAAACUUUAGUCCAUUUGAUUAGAUUCAGAUUUUGUGCUCCCUUGCCGAGGUCUUACCCCCAUUCACCAACACCUCAUGCAGAUGUAACUAUGCAGACUUUAGACUAGUCCAUAUUAGACUUCACUACAUCCCAGUCAGACUCCAUUCAGGGCUCUUAUUUAACUGGGCAGAUAUUCACUUCAGUUAGAUGACAAGGUUUAAACUACUGCUCCAUAUUUUUUAGAGAUAUUCAACUUCACAUUCACAUACAGUUAGUAGAUGACCACAGAGAAGCAAUGCAACAAUGACUAAAGUUAAAGUGCCUUGCUCAAGGGCAUCCUGUUAGUAGUUGCUGAAUGAAAUGCUUAUGUAACUCAGUCACAUUUGCUACCCACAUCCAUCCAUUUAAUUUCAUGGCCCAGACCUUCAGUUCUCAAGCUUGCUUAUUUAAAGUCCAGACUUCCGCUUGCAAGUAAUUUAAUUUGAGCACAAAAUUCAUGCUGGAAGCAUAUAUUAUUUAUGAGAACUACUGUACAGCAGCUGAAUACAUGAAUGCAAGUAGCUUAGACUUAGGAAUUAGCGGUACCUCAUGGAAGUGGACAUGAAGAACCUUCAGUUGCAUGCUGAACACCCCUAGUCAAUGCUUUCAUUUAAAUGCUAUGCAGUGCAGCAAACAAAAUUAUCAUAAGAGCUGAAAACUUUCACCUCCUGUGUCAGAGGUACACUCUCAAGUCAUGGGUUAAAGUGCUUUCCCCAUGAAAUUUGAGGUGUAGCAAUGGCAAGGUGACCCGCUCACGCUUCAUGAAAACUGAGCUUUCUGAAUAUAAAUGAGGCCAGUUCCCUAUUAGCUUGAAUUAUGUUCCAACUACCUACCAAAUAUAAUCUGUCCCAUAUUUAGUAUAGCACUAAAUAGUAUCCAGUAAAUGUUAUAGGCUGCAAAUCCUGAGCAUAUUAACCAACUGAUGCAUGUUUUACCCUGCUAUAGUGUGCCUCUUUCUUCUUUUUGACAAAGCACAUUAUUAACCAACAGAGUCUGACUGAAAUUACUGCAAGCUUGUCUACUGUAUGUGACCCUCAGUGAAGCAGAGGAUUGUGGGACAUCAGGUGUUGGUGGGAAUGCAACUCUGAGAGGAGAGAGUGAAGCAUGUCGCCCCCGUGUGGUCUUCUUAGGAGAAUGCUACUAUUCUUCACAAUUAUAGGAGAGAAAUGUUGCUUUGCAAAAUAUAUACGGACUCCUUUCUGAAUUUGCAUUCAUUAUGGAGACAAUCGUUUCUGCUUGUGAACGGAACCUGCAUCGCUUCAAAGAACCUUGAAGAUAUGGACUUAAGCAUAUGAUAAAUAUAUAAUAAAAGAAUGACUGAC
Molecule: messenger RNA, 3833 nt
Organism: Acanthochromis polyacanthus (spiny chromis)
Lineage: Eukaryota; Metazoa; Chordata; Actinopteri; Pomacentridae
Gene: kcnab1a
Product: potassium voltage-gated channel subfamily A regulatory beta subunit 1a
Exons: 14
Coding region: 1011-2204 (397 amino acids)
Biological process (GO): potassium ion transport; transmembrane transport; negative regulation of delayed rectifier potassium channel activity
Cellular component (GO): membrane; juxtaparanode region of axon; cytoplasm
Molecular function (GO): transmembrane transporter binding; potassium channel regulator activity; voltage-gated potassium channel activity
Source: RefSeq, a predicted model, not a curated record